AUGGCAUACACACCAAGAGGAGGUGCUCGUGGCGGCGACCGUGGAGGACGUGGAGGUUUCGGCGGGGGAAGAGGUGGUGAUCGUGGUGGUCGCGGAGGCUUUGGAGGAAGAGGUGGUGGAAGAGGUGGUGGAGACCGUGGAGGACGUGGAGGCGGACGUGGUGGUGGAAGAGGAGCUCCUCGUGGAGGACGUGGUGCUCCAAGAGGUCGUGGAGGUGCUGGUGCCAGAGGAGGUGCUAAGACCAUUGUCGAGCCCCAUCGUCAUGAAGGAAUUUUCGUCGCUCGUGGCAAGGAAGAUAUGUUGGUCACCAAGAACCUUAGCCCAGGUGAAUCUGUAUACGGCGAGAAGCGCAUCAGUGUCGAGGGCGCCGGCCCAGCCAACGAAGAUGGCACUCCAAGCACCACCAAGACCGAAUACCGUGUCUGGAAUCCUUUCAGAAGUAAGAUUGCAGCAGGUGUUCUCGGUGGUAUGGAUGAGAUUUUCAUCAAGCCCGGUGCUAAGGUUCUUUACCUUGGUUCCGCUUCUGGAACUUCAGUUUCCCACGUUGCCGAUAUCGUUGGACCCACAGGAACUGUUUUCGCCGUCGAAUUCUCCCACAGAUCUGGCCGUGAUCUUAUCAACAUGGCUACCCACCGCACAAACGUCAUCCCAAUUAUUGAGGACGCUCGUCACCCACUUAAGUACAGAAUGUUGGUCUCUAUGGUCGAUGUUAUCUUCGCCGAUGUUGCACAACCUGAUCAAGCCCGUAUUGUUGGAUUGAACGCACAUUUGUUCUUGAAGGUUGGUGGUGGUAUUUUGGUUUCCAUCAAGGCAUCUUGUAUCGACUCCACAGCCGCACCAGAAGCUGUUUUCGCUAGAGAAGUCCAAAAAUUGAGAGAGGAGAGAAUUAAGCCUUUGGAGCAAUUGACUCUGGAACCUUUCGAGAGAGAUCAUUGUAUGGUUUCUGGACGUUACGUCCGAUCCUUGUAA
This is a messenger RNA of Botrytis sinoallii, 969 nucleotides long. RefSeq lists its product as uncharacterized. Bases 1 to 969 code for a protein of 322 amino acids. Gene Ontology annotation, molecular function: histone H2AQ104 methyltransferase activity; RNA binding; rRNA methyltransferase activity. Gene Ontology annotation, biological process: box C/D sno(s)RNA 3'-end processing; rRNA methylation. Gene Ontology annotation, cellular component: box C/D methylation guide snoRNP complex; small-subunit processome; nucleolus. The transcript has 4 exons. The record is from RefSeq and is a predicted model, not a curated record. NCBI's taxonomy places the organism in Eukaryota, Fungi, Ascomycota, Leotiomycetes, Helotiales, Sclerotiniaceae.